GCUCCCAGCGGCGCCAUCUUUGAUGGGUCGGACAUGGCGCGAGGCGAUUGAGCAGAGUGAGUUCGUUCUUCUUUUUGGGUUUGGAAGUCUCGGAUUACCGGGUUUUCACUCAGCCUCUUCCGCACACUGGGGAAAAAAAGGACCGCUGUUCUGAGCGGUUUUACUUCCUCCGGAGCUCAACUUGUUUCCGACUCGCAUUACUGGCCUUGAUUUGUGUGUCGCCAUGGCCUGGGCGCUGAAGAUGCCGAUGCCGGAUGAGGUGAUUGAAUCUGGGUUGGUGCAAGAUUUCGAUGCCAGUUUGUCCGGAAUCGGUCAAGAAUUGGGCGCAGGAGCCUAUAGCAUGAGUGAUGUCCUUGCGCUGCCAAUCUUCAAACAGGAAGAGUCCAACUUGCCACCAGAGAAUGAGAAUAAACUGCUACCCUUUCAGUAUGUCCUGUGUGCUGCUACCUCUCCAGCUGUGAAACUCCAUGAUGAAACACUAACAUAUCUUAACCAAGGGCAGUCGUAUGAAAUUCGGAUGCUUGACAAUCGGAAAAUUGGGGAGUUGCCUGAAAUCAAUGGCAAAUAUGUGAAGAGUAUUAUCCGAGUGGUGUUUCAUGACCGACGUCUACAGUACACUGAGCACCAGCAGUUAGAAGGAUGGAGGUGGAACCGGCCAGGAGACAGGAUCCUAGAUUUAGAUAUCCCUUUAUCAGUAGGAAUUGUCGACCCCAGAGCAAAUCCAACACAACUAAAUACAGUGGAGUUUCUAUGGGACCCUUCAAAGAGAACUUCCGUAUUUAUCCAGGUGCACUGCAUCAGUACUGAAUUCACAACACGGAAACAUGGAGGAGAAAAGGGUGUGCCUUUCCGAAUUCAAAUAGAUACGUUCAAGGAGAAUGAAAAUGGUGAAUAUACAGAGCAUCUUCAUUCAGCUAGCUGCCAAAUCAAAGUGUUCAAGCCAAAGGGUGCUGAUAGAAAACAGAAAACAGAUAGGGAAAAGAUGGAAAAACGAACUCCUCAGGAGAAGGAAAAAUAUCAGCCUUCUUAUGAUACAACUAUUCUCACAGAGUGUUCUCCCUGGCCAGACAUUUCCUACGUUAACAAUACGGCAUCUCCUGGCUUUAGCAGUUCGCAGGGCAGUUAUACCAUUGCUGAAGGAAAUGGAUCCCCUCAUCAUCAGCCUGACCCGGUUCCUGCAAGCACUGAUCUCAAUAAUUCUAUUGAAUUUUCACUAGAUUUGACACUGGGAACCUUUCGCAAGUGGGCUUGUCGGGAACUGUCCGUGUCUCCCGUCUCCGAAAAUCAGAAUCUGUUGCCAACAGCCACACCUCAGGACGCUCAGCAGUGGUUGCACAGAAAUCGAUUUUCUCCAUACUGCAGGCUCUUCGCAAACUUCUCUGGUGGCGAUCUGCUAAAGCUGACGAGAGAUGACGUCAUCCAAAUAUGUGGCCCUGCAGAUGGAAUCCGACUCUUCAAUGCCCUCAAAGGAAGGAUGGUCAGACCAAGGCUGACGAUUUAUGUUUGUCAGGAAUUACAACAAAUUCGAGAGCAGCAGCAGCAUAAACAUGAAAAUGGUGAUUCUGUAAGCUGUUCUUUCUAUGUGUACCACGCAAUUUAUUUUGAAGAAUUAACAGCAGUUGAAAUGACUGAGAAGAUUGCCCAACUUUUCAAUAUUUCUCCUCGUCAAAUCCAUCAGAUCUACAAGCAGGGACCCACGGGUAUUCACGUGCUUGUGAGUGAUGAGAUGAUCCAGAAUUUCCAGGAUGAAUCUUGUUUCAUUUUAGACACAUUAAAAGCUGAGGGCAGUGACAGUUACCAUAUAAUCCUGAAGUGAGUAAUUUCCACAGCAUCUUCAGUGAAUAACUUUACCCCUUGUUUGUGGUUCUCGCUUUUGGACGAAAAAUAUUUACUGCCCCUUAAAAAGACAAGAGGAUAUUGCUGCCUAUCUUGCUGAGGCAGGAGGGAUCAUGAUGAAUUUGCAUACACGUUCAGCAGCAUGACACAAGUGACUAACAUUUGUUGAAGCAAAUUCUUGCUGACAGUUGGAGGCACAGGAUUAUGUAAUGGGGAAAAAAAGACCAUAUGUGAGCAUGUUUCUGAAAAAUUGGAUUUUCCUGUUAAACUAUGAUGGAAAAUUGCUCCUGAUCAUGUGAAAAAUGUAUUCAACGCUGUCCUUGAUUGGCGAGAUGAAUGGGCUAGGCAGAGCCUAUCAAAUCUACUGGUUGUUCUUCAUGCUUGAUUUUACAUUUUUUUUUACUCUGUGCAUGAUUUGAGUGCCAAGGGGAUGGAAGCUAGUUCAGGCAUGCAUUUUAAAUGGUUCAGCCUGGUCAAGAGUUCCACUUGAGGUGCUUAUUUAUGCAGUCAUCUGCACAUUUUGAAUCAUCUAAAUUUCAGUUCAAUGUUAGUAACCUGGCCCAAACCUUUUAUGCAACUUGGUAUCAUUAAACUCUGCUUUGAUGCAUUGCUUUGAAAUCGCUGAUUUGGAUCAUAACUUAUUUAUUUACUGGGGUUCUACUUUGAGGUUGAGUAUCUCUCCAGCCGGUUGUGGAUUUUUGUUAUGUGGUUCUGGUUGAUCAUUUAUGAAGCAAUAUUGCUAACUGCAUGCAGUGCCAGUGCUCUGUAUAGUCCUCCCCUGCCAAGUGAAAACUGAAGUUUUUUAGAAAAAUGAAGGCUAGUAGAACAGUUUAAAGUGAUUUCUAAAGUGUGUAAAUUCAGACUGGUUUUUAAUUAUGCCAGCAAUUCUGAAGCUUAAAUAUCAGCAUAUUCUUAACUUUUUAAUCUGAACACUCAAGUUUAAUUUGUCCAAUACUUAGGACAGUACAUAAAUUAGAUGCUCCUAUCAUAGUUCACUGAAGUGUUCUCUCAUAUUUUGUCCCAUAUAUGGCUGUAACAAUGUGGGAACUUAUAUCGAUACUCUAUCCAAUGGAGUGUUUAUAGUGGAAAAAUGCCUGAUGGGAAACAUUUUGUUAACUUUGCAUUUUUCAACUCGACAACGACACUGAAUUUUUAUCUUGUCUGUGCUUAUCUAUGAUGACUCAGAGGAACCAUGGAACCUACAAUGGUAAGAUUCCACAUAGGCUAGUUUCUAAUCCACUUGGUCUAAGAUGUUAUUGCACAUCUCUGGAGAUCCCAGUAUAUUAAAAGGAGUGGCAAUUAACAAUGGAAGCUGCUCCAACAAAAGAAUGUUUCACAUUCCUUAUCCUGAAGCACAGCUGCACAACUGCUAAAUAAGCUCCUUAAGCCUUUUUGUUAAAAAACGUAGAUGUUUUUGGAACCUAGCCAGUCGAAGUAGCAUCAUUUUAGGAUUGGAGAAUGUUGGGUGCAAAUGUCUAACUACGUACUUUUUAAAGAGUCAGCCGAUUGCUUUCCCGGCCAGUGAAAUUAUCAAUGCCCUGUCAAACUCCAGUUGGCUUUCUUUAAAUAAAUAUAAGGAGAGGCAUCAAAAUGGAAGUGCAGAGAGGGCAUACAGGAUUGGCCUGAAGUUUCUCAUUCGGACACUUCAGUAAAAUGAAUGCAGGAGUCGCUGAGGGAACCAGUGAAGUUGGACUCUCCAUUCUGCACUUAAGUUCAUUUGCAAGUUUUAUUUAAUCAAACCUUCAGGACUUUUUUUCCUAAAAACAGUAGUUUAACUUUGGCUGUGUAUGGUAUGACAGACUGUCUCGUAAUAUUUUUCUUUCUAUUGUGGACUGAGACUUAAGAUCUUGUAGACCAAUUGCAGCAAUCUAGAAUUGAUGAUUUGAAACCAUGCCUUUCAAUUGUAGCUACUGUACAGCAUGUUUGCAGACCCUGAAUGGGCUGGCACAUUUAAUUGGAGCUCUUCAACGCAUAGAAUUUCCAGAGGAACUGGGGAAGAAAGCAGUGUGGUGAUGGUUAAUAUCCUUUUUAUUAAGGUGACAUUUCAUGUAAUGAUGUCACAUUGAAAUAUGUUGUAACAAUUUUUAAAAAUAUUUUUCCUAUGCAAAUGGAUUACAAAAUGUAAAAAAAACUGAAAGACAAAAUGACAAGCUUGUUUAUGCAUUGUACAACUUAACGUGAUAUGGCAAAGUAUUGCCAUCACUACCUGUAAUGUUUUUCUAUACAUGUAUAAUCCAUAAAAUGUACAAUUCACAAUAUGUCAGAUUAAUAGUAAAUUGUGAUUUUAAUUUUCUAGCUGUCUCUGGUUUAUGACUGUUGGGGUUCUGUCUGGAAAUUGAGUAUUUGAGGACAAACUUUUGAUUCCCUUAAAGCUGUUUAAUUUGUAUUUGUUGUAAAGUUUUGUGUGAUCUGUGCCCUGUGGAAAUAUAAUAAAA
Messenger RNA from Hemiscyllium ocellatum (epaulette shark), 4271 nucleotides. RefSeq names its product transcription factor CP2 (gene tfcp2). Gene Ontology annotation, cellular component: nucleus. Gene Ontology annotation, molecular function: DNA-binding transcription activator activity, RNA polymerase II-specific; RNA polymerase II cis-regulatory region sequence-specific DNA binding. The record is from RefSeq and is a predicted model, not a curated record. The transcript has 17 exons. Lineage: Eukaryota; Metazoa; Chordata; Chondrichthyes; Orectolobiformes; Hemiscylliidae. Gene Ontology annotation, biological process: regulation of transcription by RNA polymerase II. The coding region runs from base 224 to 1816 and encodes 530 amino acids.